CAAACAAGGGGCUCGAAGCUAAAGAAGCGUAGAAGCUUCAUGUUGUUAUAACUUGCGUUCCGGCGAGUUUCGCCUCUGUAAAACUAUUUUGUUAUAUACUUUAUAAUAUAAACACUAUAGUCUCUCAGGUCCGUGUUUCCGGCAUAGAUAACGUAUAUUUGUACAUGUUUAUAUGAAUUUUGUUAUCGUAUGCAUAUAACAAUCGUAUCACACCACAGGAAAUACGAUAUUCCUUGUGCUAUUAUUGUUAUUUAAAAUUGUCCUCUUAUCUUUUUAUCUUCAAUAACGAUCCGACAAAAUUAUGAAUGAAAUGGACAGUUCUAUUGAAAAUAUCGAAUUAGAAAAUCGAAGGGGAUGUGAAGAUGACGAUUCAUUUGAAAAGGAACGUGUAAUAAAUAAAAAUGCAGAAUUCGACCAUGAGGAAUUAGUAAAAUUAACGAAAGAAGCGAUUGACAAUAUAAUUGAAAGCGACCCACUUCUUUCUGGUUUACCAACGGAUGUUACAAUUGAAGAAAUUAAAGCUCAAAUUGCUGUUGCACAAGGACAAGCGAUCACUGUAUACUUAAAUCGUGGCGAAUUACCGAAAAUUGGAGUUGUAGUACCUCCUCACAACACAACAGUUUUGGAUUUGAAGAAAGCUAUAAAACGUCAUACAAAUUUAUCAUUAAAAAGAGAGAAAAUCAAAAAGAAAAUAAGUUGGAAACACGUUUGGAAAAAGUAUUACUUAUGCUUUGAUAAUGUGAAACUGGUGGAUGAUAAUGAGAAUAUAAAAACUUAUGGAAUUACAAACAAAGCUGAAUUGCAUUAUAUGAAAAGACAUAGGGAAAAGAAUAAAUUGUUAAAGAAUGCUUAGUUAUUAGGGCAAAAACUGUGAUUUGUAAAUAUUAUGUUUUUAAGAUGCAUAAUAAUUUAUAUUUAAUAAAAUAUAUUACAGUAUUGUU
Hylaeus anthracinus is the source of this 941-nucleotide messenger RNA. Its product is annotated as U11/U12 small nuclear ribonucleoprotein 25 kDa protein-like. The record is from RefSeq and is a predicted model, not a curated record. Gene Ontology annotation, biological process: mRNA splicing, via spliceosome. Gene Ontology annotation, cellular component: U12-type spliceosomal complex. NCBI's taxonomy places the organism in Eukaryota, Metazoa, Arthropoda, Insecta, Hymenoptera, Colletidae. Bases 302 to 853 code for a protein of 183 amino acids. The transcript has 2 exons.